Phaedon cochleariae (mustard beetle) is the source of this 1506-nucleotide messenger RNA. The record is from the annotation of a GenBank genome assembly. Lineage: Eukaryota; Metazoa; Arthropoda; Insecta; Coleoptera; Chrysomelidae.
AUGGCGUUAUAUUGUGCCAUUUCUAAUGAAGUACCAGAUCACCCGGUGGUGUCCCCUUCAUCUGGUGCCAUUUUCGAAAGGCGGAUAAUUGAAAAAUACGUUCAGGAGAAUGGUGUCGAUCCUAUUAGCGGGAAAGAACUGGGUUUAGAUGAGCUGAUUGAAAUUAAAACCCCUCCAAUAGUGAAACCGAAACCACCUAGCGCUACAAGCAUUCCAGCAACGUUAAAGUUACUUCAAGAUGAAUGGGAUGCAGUUAUGUUAUACAGUUUCACUCAAAGACAACAGCUUCAAACUGCUAGGCAAGAACUCAGCCAUGCUCUAUAUCAGCAUGAUGCUGCUUGUAGAGUUAUUGCUAGAUUGAACAAAGAAGUUACUGCUGCCAGAGAAGCACUUGCUACUCUUAAACCCCAAGCUGGCAUUACAAGUGUACCACAACCUGCAGUGGCAGCAGAAGCUGCAGGAGUGGCUAACCAACCAACUGAACAGGCUGUUAUGAGUACUGAAGUAUUACAGAAGUUGCAAGAGAAAGCUACAGUUCUCACACAGGAGCGUAAAAAGAGAGGUCGUACAGUUCCUGAAGAGCUAACAACACAGGAACAACUCAAGUCAUUCAAAACACUAGCAUCUCUCAUUGGUCUGCAUUCAGCAAGUAUUCCUGGUAUUUUAGCAUUAGAUGUUCACAAUUCUGACACAAGUAAAGUGCUUACUGGAGGAAAUGACAAAAAUGCCACAGUUUUCAAUAAAGAUACUGAACAAGUUGUGGCUAUACUCAAGGGCCAUACUAAGAAAGUUACAAAGGUUAUUUACCAUCCAGAUGAAGAUCUUGUGCUUACAGCUUCUCCUGAUUCCACAAUUCGAGUAUGGAAUGUUCCUACAUCACAAACCACUCUUCUUCUGAGGCACCAUGAUGGUCCAGUUACUGGUCUUUCUCUACAUCCUACAGGGGACUAUGUUUUGUCUACAUCUGAGGACCAACAUUGGGCAUUCUCAGAUAUCAGGACAGGUCAUUUGCUCACUAAAGUUUCAGAUAAUUCCAAUGUACCACUAACAACUGCACAACUCCAUCCUGAUGGGCUCAUUUUUGGCACAGGAAUGGGUGAUUCACAGGUGAAAAUCUGGGAUUUGAAGGAACAGAGUAUUGUUGCAAAUUUCACAGGUCAUUCAGGAGCAAUAACAACAAUAUCUUUCUCGGAAAAUGGUUAUUAUUUAGCUACUGCGGCAGAUGAUGCUUGUGUAAAACUGUGGGAUUUGAGGAAAUUGACCAAUUUCAAAACAUUGCAACUAGAUGAAGGGUAUCAAAUCAAAGACUUGAGCUUUGAUCAAAGUGGUACUUAUUUGGCAGUGGCUGGUAGUGAUGUUAGGGUUUAUCAGUGCAGACAAUGGCAAGAACUUAAAGUAUUCAAUGACCAUACAGCAACUGCAACUGGUGUUAGAUUUGGCAAACAUGCUAGGUUUAUUGCAUCUACUUCUAUGGAUAGAACUUUGAAAUUGUAUGGUUUAGAAUAG